Messenger RNA from Microcebus murinus (gray mouse lemur), 1640 nucleotides. Lineage: Eukaryota; Metazoa; Chordata; Mammalia; Primates; Cheirogaleidae. The record is from RefSeq and is a predicted model, not a curated record.
AUGCCCGGCGUCUGGCGGGCGCGGCGGGCCGCCGCCGAGGAGCACGGGCCUCCCGCGCCGCCGCCUUCCCCGCCCGGCCCGCGCCGCCCGCGGCCGCCGCUCCCGCCGCGGCCCCGCCCCGAGCGCGGCGCCCGCGCCGCCUUCGCGGGCUUCCUGGGCAGGGCCCGCCCGGCCCGCCACCCCACGCGGCCGGGGCGCGCGCCCCCCCAAGGCGCGGCCGCCCCGUCGGCGCCGCAGCGCCGCAAGCGCACGUCGUUCAGCGCCGAGCAGCUGCAGCUGCUGGAGCUCGUCUUCCGCCGAACCAUGUACCCCGACAUCCACCUGCGCGAGCGCCUGGCCGCGCUCACCCUGCUCCCCGAGUCCAGGAUCCAGGUGUGGUUCCAGAAUAGGCGCGCCAAGUCACGGCGUCAGAGCGGGAAAGCUUCACAACCCCCGGCUGGGCCAGAGGUUUCCCUCAACCACCCUGCUCCUGGAACUGAACUGAAAUGUCUGAAGGCCCAGCUGCCUCUUGAGGUAGAGGUGAACUGCUUCACUGACUCUUCACACAGGGCCGGAGGGGGCAGCUCUGACUCUAGCUCCCAGGGUCAGAAUUUUGAAACCUAUUCCUCUCUCUCUGAAGACAUUGCUUCAAAGCUGGACUUGUGGGAGGAACACAUCUUUUCUGCCUUUGGUAACUUUUGAGGAUUCCGGGAGAAUUCAGAUAACCUUAUAGGAGCCAUGAGUGACAUCCAGGAGACACACAUCAGAAUACUGCCCUUUCUGACUUCCAUGUUCGGGACAUUGUUAACCUUGUUAACCUUGUAAUCCUUGUUAACCUCCAUGAUGGUUCUGACAGUCACUUUCCACCUGUGAAGGUUCUCCUCACAGCAUUUUGGCGAACAUCGCAUUCUGGCGUUCAGUUUUACCUGUGUAUCUCCGAGUCUGCAUGUUCCACUUAGCCUGCAUCCUGGGCCUUCUUGCCAGGUCUGUUCUUAUUUUUUGGACUGGUUGUUCAGAAUGCAGUAACUUCUUCAUAAGAACCCCUCAGCUUGACUCAGUUUCCCCCUGUGCUUGACAGCUGCCAUCUUCUCACAGACCCCCCAAGGCUCAUAACCUUAAACUCACUCUAACCCAUCUCUUCAGCCCUUAUCCCAUCACCAAAAUGUAUUACUUUUUUAAUUUGGCCUGUCAUCUUUGCGCUCAAUCAGUGAUUCUACAUCUAGAUUAUUCCAAGAACCCCUCUGCCUCUAGCUUCUCAACUACUUUUUAAAAAUUACUCUCUAGAAAUCUGUAGUAGCGUCCAAUUGCUACCAAAGUGUAAAAAUCUUUCAGUUAUCCUCCCAGAUAACUGAUAUCACUUUUGGCCUACAGGACAGCUAUGCAAAUCUUAUGGUCACCUAUCCACAACAUACUCUGUUUCAAAGUCACUCCUUUUGGUUUUGGACCAAACUAAUACCUUUCUCUUUCAAAACACUAAAGACUUUCUGCCACUUUCAGACAUCUGAAACUUUAAUCCUGAUUUUGUAUGUUACUUCAAUCAUUGCAACAUUACCCUUGGCGCUUGUUAAUGUACUUCCUGUGCAACUUCAGUAGAUUAUUAAAUGUUUUUCACAAAUGUUCCAAUGCAAUUUCUAUUUAAAUGAAGUCUGUGCCUUAUCUCU